Penicillium paradoxum is the source of this 999-nucleotide messenger RNA. RefSeq lists its product as uncharacterized. NCBI's taxonomy places the organism in Eukaryota, Fungi, Ascomycota, Eurotiomycetes, Eurotiales, Aspergillaceae. The coding region runs from base 1 to 999 and encodes 332 amino acids. The record is from RefSeq and is a predicted model, not a curated record. The transcript has a single exon.
AUGGACGUCAAGUCGUUACCAGAUUUCGGGUUUUUUCCAUAUGCCGAUUCAUCCAUCGAGCCUAAAGAAGUACUGCCAUCAGAUGAUCCACUCACCGUCAACAAUUCAUCCUCAUGGACAUACUGCGGACCUCUCUUGACCCUCGAAGCAUGUAACCUGCCAUCCUCCUUUAAUACCUGGGCCCAAGCCACAAUCAGCGGCUCAAUACUGCCCUCCUUAUUCGCCUUCCUGGCAUACGCCCACAACUUCCUGACCCAAAACAACCAAUCUCACUACUGGCUCACCAUCCGCGCAAGCAAAGGCUCCGACGAAUUCGAUACUCCUCGCUGGCACACAGAUGAUCUAUUCUUCUCACCUCGCCAACCAGCAAAACAUCCAUACCGCGUAUCCCUCCUUUCACCGCUAACUAGUAUACUCAAACCCCAUCGGACAGGACCAAGCGAAACAAAGCCGCACCCGGUCUCCAAAUCACACGCACAGAAACAUGAGUGUCGCCCCCAAACUACCGUCCAGAUCCAAUCUACAAGCCCUCACCCAACAAACUGGAAACUUACAACUACCCUCCUAGGCCCCGGAACCCUGUUCAUCCCGCAGAAGACGAAUCGCCUAGCGCGCGCCACACAACACGCCGCCAAAGCCGCCGCUCGUGCCACAAACCCGGGCCACAUAUGUCUCUCAGUGCGGUGUGUCGGAUGCGCUAUGGCGGCGGAGUCAGUGCGCGCGAAGCUAGCCGUUGAGCUGGGCGGAUAUGGGACUGUCCAGGCGGGGCCUGGGGAGUGUGUUUUCUUCCGGGUUGGUGAGGACGAGGGGGCGGUGCAUUCUGAGCCGCAGUCGCAUGGAGAUCGGAUUUUCGUUAAUCUUGUUCCUGGCCAUGAGGCGGAUCUUAGGGCUCUCAUGGCGAAGUGGGGGAUGGAGUAUCCGCGGGCUUGGUGUGUGGGAUUGCCGUUAAUGCUUGGGGAGGCGGAGGAGAGUUUGAGGGAUGUUGAGGGCGAGAUUUGA